This is a messenger RNA of Populus euphratica (Euphrates poplar), 1566 nucleotides long. RefSeq lists its product as uncharacterized. The transcript has 7 exons. The record is from RefSeq and is a predicted model, not a curated record. The coding region runs from base 164 to 1168 and encodes 334 amino acids. Gene Ontology annotation, cellular component: chloroplast inner membrane. Gene Ontology annotation, biological process: fatty acid transport. Gene Ontology annotation, molecular function: fatty acid transmembrane transporter activity. Lineage: Eukaryota; Viridiplantae; Streptophyta; Magnoliopsida; Malpighiales; Salicaceae.
UGUAACCAAGACAUUACACGAUUCCUAGUCCGAAGGCAAAGGAAGUAGGAAAACUGUAUCCCACUGCUAAAACCCUCGUUUCUCUUCUUCCCCUCGUGACUCUCGCUUAAAAAACCUAGACUUCUCCCUGUCUCUCUCUGAACAAGAAGGGUAAAAGAAGAAAAUGAGUGUGUCAAUGGAGUUGUUAUCUGCUGGCUGUAGUUCCUUGCUAACAAAAAGGCCAUCUUUUUGUUCAUCUUCUUCAAUGGCUUUGUUUGCUCCAUCCUUAAAGUUUCAAUCUCUAUUGCUUAAACCUAGCGGUCACAGGUUGUCUUUUGAGUAUCCAAGGGCUUUUGUCCCAAAAGGGCUUGGUGUUGGCGUUGGUUUUCGUUCUGGGAAUUCGUUGAACCGACAAAUUGUGGUAUUUGCUGGCUCUCACGAGGAUUCUGAGCAUUCAGAGAUUGAAGUGGAAAAGGAAAGUGAAGAUAAAAAAUUAGAGCGUGAAGAAUCAGAGGAAGCAUGGAAGCAGGCACUAGAAUCUUUCAAAGAACAAGCUUUAAGGUUGCAAAGUGUUUCUCAAGAAGCAUAUGAGAUAUACGCAGAGAAAGCCAUGGUUUUUUUGGAAGAAACUUCAGAGAAGUUAAAGAUUCAAGCAGUGAAGGCAAAGAAGGAUUUGGGUGAGCUAGCAAAGGAACUUGGUGAAGAUAGUAUAGAGUAUCUUGUAGCAGCUACAGAGUAUUCUCCGGAACCAGUGAAGGAGGUUGUGGAAACGUUAUCUUCUUCAACCGAUGAUUUUAAUGAUAUUUCUAAAGUCCGCGAUUUCCAAGUUGGAAUACCAUAUGGUUUAUUACUUGCUACUACUGGAUUUCUCUCCUUCAUGCUGUCGGGCAGCAUCAAUUCCAUUAGGUUUGGUGUCAUUCUUGGUGGUGCACUUCUGGCUUUAAGCGUAUCAAGUUUAAAAUCUUACAAAAGAGGAGAGCCAGAUUCCUUGGCCUUGAAAGCACAGGCAGCAAUAGUGGCUAUAAUCUUUCUUAGGGACAUUAGAAUCAUGAUGACUCAGGGAGCUUCAUUUUUUACUCCUGUUGCAACCCUCGUCAGUGGUGCAGUGGUUGCAUUCUAUCUCUAUAAGAUCGCCGUGGGUGGUAAGCAGAGUAAGGGGUCAGACUUGGGACAUGGAGCAGAAAAUUGAUGUAUUUGUUCCACUGGUGGAAGGUUUACGACAUUACAAGCUCUGGAAGAAAAAAGAUGGGAUCCCAGAAAACAUUGCUUGAUUCUGGAGUGUUGGGUUACUGAUUACGGCUUUUUGUCUACUUUUAGUUUGGGUUGCUAGGCUAUGGGAGAAAGUUUCAAUAAUCUGGCGGAUAUUUCCCCCUUACUGUGCUGAAAUUACCGGUGUUUUCUCCCUCCAAUGCCACAGGGUUAUAUUGAUAUUUGUUCAUUUCGUGUUGUUUAGUUAUAUUGGCGGAUAUGUCGUGUUGUUUUCUCCCUCCAAUACGCUAUUUUAGUGUUGUUAUCAUUUGCCUGGUAGGACCUCGCAGAAGUUAGUGAUAUAAUAAUUUCUAGACAGUAGGAAGACACUGUUCUGUA